AUGGGUAACGGCGCCAAGGCUCAGCAGAAGCGUGAGCGCAAUGCGAAGGACACCAAGGCAAAGGGGUCGCAACUGAAGAGCAAUGCGAAGGCGAUGGAUAUCCAAUGCGCUAUUUGCAAGUCGACCUUCUUGAAGACUACGCGCGCUCCUCAGCUUACCGAGCACGCCGCCAACAAGCACAGCAAGGCCCUGAUCGAGUGCUUCCCAGGUUACGAAGUCGCGUAA
Messenger RNA from Xylaria bambusicola, 225 nucleotides. Its product is annotated as DUF1909-domain-containing protein. The record is from RefSeq and is a predicted model, not a curated record. Lineage: Eukaryota; Fungi; Ascomycota; Sordariomycetes; Xylariales; Xylariaceae. The coding region runs from base 1 to 225 and encodes 74 amino acids. The transcript has 4 exons.